CUCUGGGGAAAAGCAGCUGGAGCUAAGGAGAGCGCCACAGCCUGAGCUGAGGCAGAGGCAGAGCAGCAGCAGCAGCAGCCGGGGCCAAGUGGAGUUGGAGCAAUCUGGAGCCAAGAGUGGCACUUACCGUCACAGACAAUGCCUGGGAGUAACUCUGCUGAAUCAACUCUCACCACUUCUAGCCAAGGGUCUUCAAAAACAACUGAGAAGCGCCAGGCAGAUGAGAGUGAGGUAUUUACCAGAAUGUCCUACUUGGCAAUUGAGACCAACACCAAUGCUUCAUCAUCCAAUGGAUCUCUGCCACCCCCAAAGAGUGUGCUACGAACAGUAUUUAACAUCCCGUGUCUUCUGAUAAUGGCCUUUGCCUUCCUCCCAAGAGCCUUUAUAAAGGCUUGUAUCUCCAUAAAAAACCUAAUCACCUUGCAGAAUGGCAAGAAAUUCUUCAAGAUCCUGCUGUUGCUGGUUCCAAUCAUUUAUGCAGGUAUUUACUGUGUUGGCUCACUAUCGUCCAGGAGAUUAGCAGAGGGGCUAGCAUCACAGGAAGUGACAGAGCUACACGAAACAGAGCUGAAGUCACUGUGGCAGUCUCACACUUUAUUAGAAGAAAAAGUCCAUGAAAUAGAACACAUUAAAGAGCAGAUGCAGCAUCUGCGUGCAGAGAUCAAUGGUGUGAUGGAGGGUAUCCUGCAUUCUGUUCAAGAAAUCCUGGAGGAGAGCGACAUCCCAGGAGAGAACAGAGAUCAAGUGCUAGAGAUGAUAAAUGUAGCAUUUAAGAAGGUUUAUGAGGACCGUGUCCAGAUGCCUGACUGGGCUCAGAAAUCCAUAGGUGCCACCAUUGAUACAGACAGAACAUCUAAGAGUUUUGAACUUGGGAGAACAGAGGGGUGUUGUUUUGGUUCAUGGUUCUUUUCUUCUGCAAACCCUCCAGAUACUAUUUUACAGCCAGAUGUUCACCCUGGAAACUGCUGGGCUUUCCAAGGAUCUCAGGGUCAGGUAGUAAUUAAAUUGCCUGAAAAAAUUUACCCAACCGCUGUUACACUUCAGCACAUCUCUAAGGCAAUCUCUCCCUCUGGAGAUGUAACUAGCGCCCCAAAGGAUUUUGCUGUAUGUGGACUGGAUGAGGAAACAGGGAAAGAAACUCUACUGGGAACUUUUAUGUAUGACUCAGGAAAAGAGACCAUUCAAACUUUCCAACUGAAGAGUGAACUUUCCAAAUUUUUUGUUUACAUAAAAUUCAAUGUGCUGAGUAACUGGGGCAACCCAGAGUACACUUGUGUUUAUCGAGUCAGGGUACAUGGGAAGAUGACAGACAAGAGCUGAGGCCUGUAGUAAGAAGACAUGCAGUGAGAACACCAUCAGAAAAGU
Gopherus flavomarginatus (Mexican gopher tortoise) is the source of this 1365-nucleotide messenger RNA. Its product is annotated as SUN domain-containing protein 3-like. Gene Ontology annotation, molecular function: protein-membrane adaptor activity. The record is from RefSeq and is a predicted model, not a curated record. The coding region runs from base 139 to 1320 and encodes 393 amino acids. Gene Ontology annotation, biological process: nuclear envelope organization. The transcript has 13 exons. Gene Ontology annotation, cellular component: nuclear envelope; meiotic nuclear membrane microtubule tethering complex. Lineage: Eukaryota; Metazoa; Chordata; Testudines; Testudinidae.